Messenger RNA from Talpa occidentalis (Iberian mole), 2830 nucleotides. RefSeq names its product ankyrin repeat domain-containing protein 26-like. The record is from RefSeq and is a predicted model, not a curated record. The transcript is spliced from 18 exons. Bases 161 to 2830 code for a protein of 889 amino acids. Gene Ontology annotation, molecular function: protein binding. NCBI's taxonomy places the organism in Eukaryota, Metazoa, Chordata, Mammalia, Eulipotyphla, Talpidae.
GUUUCCUAGCUCUGCUGGAACUUGGCUGCUAGUGGGUUGUGGUGACCUACCUGGUUCCUCUAGCAGUGCUUGGCUGGCUGGCGAUUCAUCGCUAAGUGCCAUUGUUGGGUGGUAGAGGCAGCAGAGGGAGGGGAGGCCUCCCGAAGUCCUGCGCUUUGCCAUGAGGAGGAUUUUUGGUUGGUCUUCUUGGACCUCCCGCACCCCACAGAAGAAAACCAUCACCGACCCUGUUGUCGACCAUAACACUGACACAAGAAGACCUGUGUAUGGCAACAUCAAAGACAAAGGUCUCAAGAAGAUCCACAGAGCUGCUCUCAUCGGCGAUGUCUCUGAAGUGCAGGCGCUUCUGCAGCUGCAUAAACGUGCCUUGAAUGAGUUGGACUCACAGCACAGGACUCCCCUCCAUUUGGCCGCAGCCCAUGGUCACAGUGCAGUGGUCACUCUGCUAGUAGAGAGAAAAUGCGACCUUAACCUGCGUGAUGCUGAGCACAGGACAGCUCUGGUGAAGGCAGUACAAAGCCAGAAAGAAGAAUGUGUUCGUAUUCUUCUAGAACAUGGUGCCGAUCCAGAUAUUUUGGACAUAAGAGGCAACUCUGCGCUCCAUUAUGCAGCUGGUAAUGAAAAUGAGUCCAUAAUAACAAAGCUGCUUUUACACAAAGCAAAUAUUGAGGCAAGAAACCAGAAUGGAUGCACACCACUCUUAUAUGCUGCAAGGGAAAAAAACCAAAAAAUAAUAGAGUUUUUGUUAAACAAGGGAGCGGAUAUAAAUGCUGUUGAUAGGUUUGGAAGCUCAGCCCUCGCGCAUGCUGCAUGUUAUGAUUCAGCAGAUACUGUUCAUGUUCUCCUCCGGCAUGGCAUUGAUUGCUCUUCUGAAGAUGUAUUUGGAAGGACUGCUGACCAGUUUGCCCAUCAUCGUGGUUUUAUUAAGAAUCAGAAAAUUAUACUUGCCUAUAAAAGUAAAAAGGACAAAGAGAACAAAAAGAAUGAAAAGAACAGAAAAGAAGAAAAGAAGAAAAACGAUAAAAAGAAGGAAGAGAAUGAUCUAGCAAAAAUGAAUGCUCACAAGGAUACUGAAAAGAGGCGUCCCAUGAAACUAAACUUUGAGGAUUCAUGUGCUACAUUAUCCGAAAGCAUAGAUUUUGAAACUAAGGUUAAAGAAGGAAAGAAGCACAAAAGUAGUGACAUGAAAUUAGAAGACGUGUCUGAUUCUACUAGUGUCAGCAGUGGAUUAAAUCAACAAGCAAAGAGUGGAAAAACUGAUAAUCAGCACUGUUCUAUUGUAAUGACCAAAGAUCCUUAUAGAGUUCAAGACAAACAGAAAAAUAAAAGCCAAAGUGAUACAUGUUCUUCAUCAGAAUCAGAAUCAGAAUCUGAGUCACAAUCCAGUAUGAAGGUAGAUGGCAAGAGACUUAAACCAGAUGAGAAUGUCACAAGAGUUCAAGAUAAACAGAAAAAUAAAAGCCAAAGUGAUACAUGUUCUUCAUCAGAAUCAGAAUCAGAAUCUGAGUCACAAUCCAGUAUGAAGGUAGAUGGCAAGAGACUUAAACUUAAACCAGAUGAGAAUGUCACAAGUAAUAUUCCUGGCUUGCAUAAAAGUGGAGUAAGGAAGAGCAAAAAUGAAACAUGUAAUUCAGCAGUAUCUGUGCCUAAAGUAAGCAGGAAGACUGGUGCUUUGCAUUCAGUGACUGGUGACAGCAGAAGACAUGAAUCAAGACAGAAUAAUGGCAGCAAUGUCUAUAAUUUCUUCCUGUAUAGAGUUCCUGGCUUGACUAGAAAAAAAGGAAAGAAAAGCACCUAUGAAAUGAAUAUGCCAACAGAAGCUCUGACAGUAACACAUGAGACGGCUGGUGUAGUAUUUCCGGAGCAAGGUGACAGCAGGAGACAUGAAAACAAUCAGUAUGUUGGAAGGCCUGUAAAGAAAACAUCUAAUGAGAAGAAGGAAAUCAAUCCUACAGAUGACUCUGAUGACAUAACUCAGACAUCUGAAACAGCCUCAAUGGGUUGUGACUCGUUUUACUCGGAACAUGAGAAUUGUACGUUGUUAAUGGAACAACUUUGCAUGAAUUGUAAAGAUUUUAUUAACUUUUCAAAAUGCCAGGAUUUAAUUUGUCCACAUAAAAGAUUAUGUGAAAUUAAAGAUAAUCACUGUGAACUACUUAAGAAAAAAUAUAGAAAAAUGAAAGAUGAGAAUUGUGCACUAAAAACGGAGCUAUUAGCAACAAAAGACAUAAGCUCACAGCUUAAGCAGCAAAAUUUGAAACAAGAAUACUGCUGCUGCAAUUUGAGGGAUAGGCUGCAAAGAGAAGAAGAGCACUACAGGAGUGGUGCUCAAGUGAAGCAGCAGCUGGAGUCCACACUGUCAGCAGUAGUUAUGGAACUGAGAGCUCUAAGAAGCGAUUUAAUGAAGGCUUCUGAGAGUAAUGAAAGAGAGAAAGAUCCAGUACAUAAAAGCCACACUUUGCAGGAUGAAAUCAGUAUGCUAAAACUGGAAAUAAAUACAAUGAAAAAUAAAAACCAGGAAAAAGAAAAGACCAUUGAAAUUUUAGAAGAAAUGAAUGAUUUUCUGCGAGAAACAAUACAACUGAGUGAGGAAAGACUUACAAAAACGGUAUCUCAACAUUGUGAACAACUUCUUGUUCUAAAGUGUGAAAAUAACUUGCUAAGCACUCAAUUGGAAAAUGAAAAACUAAAAACAGAAACACUGAAAUCAGAAGUUGAAUCCUGCCAUCGUAGACAGGAUGCUGCUGUACAAGAUCGUGGUCAAAGUCACAAGUCCGAGAGAGACCUAGAAUGUCAUUUCCAAGGACAAGAGAGGAGAAGCUACAUUUAG